CGCAUCCGUUCGCCUCCCCAUUGACGUCACUCCGGUAUCACAUGAACGAGUAAGGACCAAUCCACACGCAGCCCUAUCGAAGCUCUCGGUUCCUCCACCGAGAUAGGGAGGAAAAAAGACAGAAAAGGGAACCAUGAUUCCGAGCAUCUGAAGAACAAAUAAAACUGAACACAGUGUGGAUAUUGUACCUUGUUAUUGUUUCGUAUUCGGAGCGGGAAGACUGGAAUAAUAUGCAGUGGAGAGAGGCGGAACGGAGACGGCAAUGGCUCGAACAUAUUGAAUAGCUCGCGACGCUCAAAGGAAAGACAUUAUACUUCAUCGAACCUUCCUCAUCUCGACGGGCUUUAUUUAAUGGCUUCAAUCCUCGCAGUCACCGACCCUUGUCUUUUGCGUAGCACCGUUGAGGUCGAAUCACGGUGGAUCGCGUGAGCAUCUAUAUGCCAAACACCGGAACGAGCAUUAUUCGGCCUCGAAAUCAAAAGACAGCCACCUGAUCUGAUUCAACGCCGUCGAUUUUCGCUGAGGGGGAAAAUGGAUUUUAACGGGAGCGGCGGUGGAAAUGAGCUGCACAACAAUCAGUUUUAUCCGUCCGAAGAAAGUAAGCCUCUGCUGGGGGACAUAUCCACGCAGCAGCCGCCGCCGGAGGGGAAUAAUAAUCACAAAGCGGGGCCCUGCAGCAAGAGGAGCCUUCUACACAGCAGCAGUGGCAUGAGAUACAAACUGCUCCAGGAGGGGGACAUCCAGGUGUGCGUGGUCAAACACCCGCGGACCUUCCUUAGUAAGAUUUUCACCUCCAAAUAUUUACGGAGGUGGGAGCCCCACCACCUCACCUUGACGGACAGCAGCCUGGUGUCUGCCACGCCUACAGGAUACAUGGAGGCCCCUCUGUCUUACAGCACUAUCGAGGACCUACAGUUGCUGUCCUGGGACAACGCCCCCAAAUACUGUGUCCAGCUAAGCAUCCCUGGAGGGACAGUCCUCCUGCAGGCUGCUAACAGCUAUCUGCGGGACCAGUGGUUUCACUCUUUGCAGUGGAAGAAAAAGAUCUACAAAUACCGCAAGGUUCUGAAUAACCCGAGCCGCUGGGACGUGGUUCUGAAGGAGAUCAGGGCCCUGGUGGAUAUGGCCCUCAUCUCACCCCUGCAGGACGAAUCCAUCCAUCAGGCCCCGCUGCACAUCAUCUCCACCCUGCUUGCUGAGAACACUAACCUCAGCGCUCAGGAUCACGAGAACAUAAUUGUGGCCAUCGCACCCUUGCUGGAGAACAACCACCCUCCCCCUGACUUGUGUGAGUUCUUCUGCAAGCACUGUAGGGAGCGUCCUCGGUCGAUGGUGGUGAUUGAAGUGUUCACUCCUGUGGUUCAGAGAAUCCUCAAACACAACAUGGACUUUGGGAAGUGCCCCAGACUCCGUCUCUUUACUCAAGAGUAUAUUUUGGCUCUGAAUGAGCUUAACGCUGGCAUGGAAGUGGUCAAGAAGUUCAUUCACAGCAUGCACGGUCCCACCGGACAGUGCCCUCAUCCUCGGGUUCUCCCCAAUCUCGUGGCGGUCUGCCUAGCUGCCAUCUACUCUUGCUACGAAGAAUUCAUCAACAGUCGGGACAACUCUCCCAGUCUCAAGGAAAUCCGAAACGGGUGUCAGCAGCAAAGUGAGAGGAAGCCGCCCAUGCCUUUGCGCCUGCUGCGGCCCGAGCCGCCCACGCCACCCACGACUACCACCCUGUCCCCGCCCCCGGCCCUGCCCCUCUCACCACCACCUUCCAUCAUCAAUUCCAGCGAGAUCCUGGUAGAGCUGGAGCGCAACAACAACACCACUAACACACUGCACAAGGCCCCCCCAGAAGGUGACAGCGAGCCCAACCUGAUUGACUGUCUACUGGUCAGCCCCGCGCUCAAUGCCCUGUCCAUUCAGCUGCCUGCUCACGCUGACAGAGUGCUAGGAUGUUUCGCCCUCAUCCUUAAAAUGCUAUCAGACUACGAUGACUGGAGACCAGCACUGGCCAGCCUGCUUCAACCAAUCCCCUUCCCGAAAGAGGCCCUUGCACAUGCCAAAUUCACAAAAGAGCUGAAGUAUGUAAUUCAGAGGUUUGCUGAAGAUCCCAGACAAGAGGUCCACUCCUGUUUGCUCAGUGUGCGCUCUGGAAAAGACGGGUGGUUCCAGCUCUACAGUCCAGGAGGCGUAGCUUGCGACGAUGACGGAGAACUGUUUGCUAGCAUGGUCCACAUCCUCAUGGGCUCCUGCUACAAGACGAAGAAAUUUCUCCUGUCGCUGGCUGAAAAUAAACUGGGACCCUGCAUGCUCUUGGCCCUGCGGGGGAACCAGACCAUGGUGGAGAUCCUGUGUUUGAUGCUGGAGUACAACAUCAUAGAGAACAAGGACACUCAGCUACAGAUCAUCUCCACCCUGGAGAGCACCCAGGUCGGCCUGCGCAUGUACGAGCAGCUGUGCGACAGACAGAGAGAGCUUAAAGAACUGCAAAGAAAAGGAGGCCCUACUCGACUCACUCUGCCAUCUAAAUCAACGGAUGCCGACUUGGCUCGUCUGCUGAGCUCUGGUUCCUUCGGCAAUCUGGAGAACCUCAGCUUGGCGUUCACCAACGUCACCAGUGCCUGUGCUGAACAGCUCAUCAAGCUGCCAUCCCUCAAACAGCUCAACCUGUGGUCCACCCAGUUUGGAGAUGCUGGGCUCCGUUUGCUAUCGGAGCAUCUGGCCUGUCUGCAGGUUUUGAACUUGUGUGAGACUCCAGUCACUGAUGCUGGCCUGCUCUCCCUCAGCUCAAUGAAAAGCCUGUGCAGCCUGAAUAUGAACAGUACUAAACUCACGGCGGACACAUAUGAAGACCUGAAGGCCAAACUUCCCAAUUUAAAGGAAGUGGACGUUCGCUACACAGAGGCAUGGUGAACACAUCAUCCGAACACAACAUAAUCAAGAAGCAAGGACUAUGUUUAUAGGAACAUCAUUCAAAUGACAAGGACCUUCUGAUAAUAUCAUAAACACUCAAGAAUCAUCUAGUGUCUCAUCCGAGGAUGCUCUUCGCAGCGGCAUCAAAAUGCAAGAGUAUGUCCCGUGACAUCAUCAAACAGCACAGGAACCUUUCUAAAGACAUCACCAGGGGACUUUUUCCUCUAUCUCGUUCUGACCUUUAUCUCAGACCCCCCCAGAGGAACCGUGUCCCUCGUCUUAAUCCAUAACUGGCGUCCUUUUUGUCCCCCUGAAGACAUCAGACCUCCUGGAUACUUUUCCCCUGUGCUACCAGCGUCUGCUCAAGGCCUGAAUAUUCAGAGCCACAUUCCAGUACAGUUUUGAUAUCACUUCCUGUGUGGAAAGCCAAUUUCCACAUCGUUAUUUUUUUUUUCGUUUUCGUUUUAUGUUACAUGUGUGCUUGGUCCUCUCGGUUCAGAGUCCAUCAGUUUUGCAUCCUCACGGGGAUUUCUGGUGUAAAAUGUGUCUGUUAACAAUAUUCACGUUCAUCUCUAUCACUCUGAAAAUCUUUUUUUUUUAUCAACUUGAAUAAGCAUAUUUUUCCAUACACUGCUUUCAUAUAAGUGUGUGUUUGUAAAGAAAAUCAACAUAUCUCCCUUUUUAAUGCGGACUUUUCAGGGGCUUUCCUCAACAACAAAAAAAAGUUCAUUUUCUUUCCCUUCCUCUUCUCUAUUCUUUUUUUUUUUAGCCACAUUGUACAGUAUAAUUUUUAUUUCACACCCGUAUUUAAGAGAACAUCGUCCAGAAAGUAGUCUGGGACUACUGUGUAUUUAUGAGCCCCACUUUCUGGUCUUAAGUACUUUUGUCAAGCAUACUGAACCAAGAUGGUGCCUAAGACUUUUUCUGUAAAGAUUGCAUCACCUAGCAACAUCAGCUAAGUUGUACAUAGAUACAUGAUGAACUUUUAAACCGAUUAACAGGCUUUAUUAUUCUCUGUAAACUUCGCCUCUAGUGGUCGAUAGGAGUCCACCAUAAUUUUCCUGCCACAACGGUUGACAAUGUUCCGCAUAUUUAUAUCAAAUCCAGCCAAGAUUUGUGCUGUUUAUUAAGGCUUUUUAUUCAGUUUAACUUUUUUAUAUUUCAUCUUUUCCGGCUUUUGUGAUCAGCGUCUCUCCAGACAUAUAGUUCAUGACCACUGUAAUUAGUUACAGUAAAUAUCUUGACCAGUAGGGCAUCUUGUUGGGGGGAAAAAAGACGGUCUAAAAUAAAACGAUCAAUUUGCCGUCUUAACUUAAAUUGAGUUUUCUUUGUUUACAAAGCGUGUCUGCCUCUACUCACACUUUGAACUAAAUCCAGACAGAGUUGCUGUCCCGUCCAUGUGGCCGGUCUUGACAGUAGCAGUUUUCAGUAGUUCCAGAUGUUGUGUGUGUGUUUGAUUUCACACAGAUAUAGAUGCCGUCCAGAGGUGGGGGGCGUUCAGAACUAGGUGCCAUAAUGGCACCAACUCGAGUUCUGCCAACUUGCAUAGUUACAUACUGUAUAAUGUACAUAUGAGUGUAUAUAAUUUCCCAUUUCUCUUUCUCUCAAGUUUUUGGGAGACUCUUUGUUGCCUUUAUUUUUUUUUUAGAUGUGUGCAUACAGUCACCUAUUUUUGUUCCCUUUCCUGCCUCCAGACCAAGUGCACUGUCAUUGUGUUUUUGACUGUAUGAUAAGUUUAAUCCAUUUUUGUUGCCUGUUUUGUUUCUUUUUUUGCAUGUUUGCAAUUUCAUAUAGAUUCAAAAUAAAGGGUAAAAUCACUAGGCCCCUUCAACCACUUACCGUAUGGAUCAGUACAUGUUUUUUAAAAGUGAAAGAUGGACAGAGUUAGUGUGCGUGUCCGAUGUGAACGGAUGGAAUAUAUUGGGAGUGUGUUCUGAAGGUGCGUUCGUGAGCGGACUAGAAACUGUGCCAUUCUGUACACACUGGUGAAACUCAAGCCAUGGUCAGGUGACAGAUACAUUGUAAUGGUCUUUAGUCCUAAAAGCAGACCAUUUUUCUCUGUGGAAGGAAGGAUACGAGGGGGCUGGGUUUCCCCCAGCCUUCAUUUUGUUCAGAAAUGAUUAAAAAAGCCAGCUCUUAGAAACGAUGGUUAAUUUGUUGAAGUUGAAAUCCAGUUUAUACUUAAGUUUACUGUUUCCUGAUCAAUUUGUAACAUCCUGUGGAACUCGCUGUGCUAUUUGAGUUUCCAAUGUCUCAUCAAUAUUAUGCCUCAUUUAUUUCAGCUUUUUUAUUUUUGUUGAAAAGCGCUUUUUUUUUUCAAUGUUGUAUUGAGACUGAGUCUUAAUAUGAUGUGGGUGGGGUCACAGGUGUGUACGUAUAGAAUGAACUACGUUUCCCAUGACUCCUGGAGUUUUUUGCAGAUACAACUGCUGCCCUUAUUUCUUCUGUGUUUUUCUGCUUCUAUCUACAGCUGGGUUGCUGCUGCUGCUGCUGCUCUGUGGCUGUUGUAAUGAGAACAGGAAAACAAGCCUAAUAUGUGAACCAGUUUCAAUCAGAAUAAACUGUCUGUGAAUAUGUUUCAAAUAGAAA
Messenger RNA from Carassius gibelio (silver crucian carp), 5490 nucleotides. It is a transcript of the gene cmip, whose product is annotated as c-Maf inducing protein. NCBI's taxonomy places the organism in Eukaryota, Metazoa, Chordata, Actinopteri, Cypriniformes, Cyprinidae. Gene Ontology annotation, cellular component: cytosol; nucleoplasm. The transcript is spliced from 21 exons. The record is from RefSeq and is a predicted model, not a curated record. Bases 532 to 2901 code for a protein of 789 amino acids.